This is a messenger RNA of Blumeria graminis f. sp. triticale, 1362 nucleotides long. The record is from the annotation of a GenBank genome assembly. NCBI's taxonomy places the organism in Eukaryota, Fungi, Ascomycota, Leotiomycetes, Helotiales, Erysiphaceae.
AUGCGGCUCAACAAUCUAAUUUUGUUAUUUUCAUCAUCUUUAACUAUUUGUACGUCAUUAUAUCUAGGACUGCCAGAACUAUCAUGUACAAGGAACAAAUUCUGUUCGGGCUCCAAUCAUAUUUCAGAGGUAGUCCAGUAUAUCGAACAUGGAUCAGAAAACAGGAAUGACCAAGGCCGAAAGGGCAAGAAGUCCAAUAAUUUUGUUUUUGAGCGCCAAGCCGACAGGACAAGACAUGAUUCAAACCAUAGAUUACUAGGAGCUCUUCAAGAGUUUCGUAAAUCUAAAAAUUUGAACAAAUUAAAGCGUGAUAUUAUUCCACCAGAGCUGCCCACUCAACCCUUCAGCGCCGGGAUCUUUCAGGACGGCAACGACUUCAGUUACUUCGUUGAAGUUUCUUUCGGCUCCGCUUCAUCAAAGAUGUAUAUGCUUCUUGAUACUGGUGCUUCUAUGACAUGGGUUAUGGGUAGUAAUUGCUCUAGCCACAUCUGUACUAGCCGUAAUACAUUUGGGCCUCAGAAUUCUUCUACAUAUCAAGAUCUUGAUGCGACAUUCUCUAUUAACUAUGGUAGUGGUGCAUGCUCAGGUAAUGUAGCUCAGGACAAAGUCUCACUUGCCGGAUUAUCUCUUACCAUGCCAUUCGGGGUAGCAGAUAAUGUGUCUGAGGAUUUUGGAGAUUUUGAAAUGUACGGCAUACUUGGUCUUUCGCUAACGAAAUCUCGAGCUCCAAGCUUCCUCGACGCUCUUGUAGCAUCAAAAUCUCUUAAAAAUAAUAUGUUUGGUGUAAGCUUGAGUCAAACUAAAGAGGGGAAAAAUACCGGAGUAAUUAACUUUGGGGCACCUGAUCAUAACAGGUAUUGGGGAGAUUUGAAGUACUAUCCCCUUGCAACUGAUAACAGGGGCUGGGAAAUAGAAUUAAGUUCUGCUGGUUUCGGAAAUUCUCAAAUCCCUAUAUCUCGCAAUGCGCUCCUUGAUACUGGGACUUCAUACAUCCUUGCGCCUUUGCAAGAUAUCACAAAGUUGCACUCCCUUGUACCUGGAUCUAUCACAACAGAUGGUGGGUUUGCAUGGCAGGUUCCCUGCGAUACCUUAAUGGAUAUGAAUUUCCAAUUUGGCUCGGAAACAUAUUCCAUUCCUUCAUCAAUUUGGGUUGGUGAUACAGUUGAAAGUGGUAUGUGUCAAUCGAAUAUUUGCGGCACAGACCUCAACAACGGAGGAUGGAUACUUGGAGACUUUUUUUUGAAAAGUUACUACACUGUAUUUGAUAUCGAUAAUAAAAGAAUUGGACUCGCAAUUGCAAAAGUAGGAACACCAUCACCUACCUCAACAUCCUCAGGUAGGAUAAAUAAUCUUAAAUUCUGA